This is a messenger RNA of Stylophora pistillata, 1919 nucleotides long. Its product is annotated as carboxypeptidase D. NCBI's taxonomy places the organism in Eukaryota, Metazoa, Cnidaria, Anthozoa, Scleractinia, Pocilloporidae. The record is from RefSeq and is a predicted model, not a curated record. Gene Ontology annotation, molecular function: metallocarboxypeptidase activity; zinc ion binding. Gene Ontology annotation, biological process: protein processing; peptide metabolic process.
GUGAACAGUUCUGUGAGCACUUCAGCCAUGCUUCGUGCGAAGUUGUUCGUACUGUCCUUGAUUCUUUACAACCCGAUUCUUUCUUCUUCUGCAAAGCCACCCGAUAAAGGAGCCAAGAAAAUAUCAACUGAUAAGGAAAACAAACAUGAAACUGAACCAAACACGAUUAAUGGAAAGAAAGGGAGCUUUGCAACCAUCAAGGACAUAAAACAUAAACUCGCCAUUGCUAAAGAAGAACUUAAAGAUCACAGCCAGGAAGGUGCCAAGGACCUGGAGAAAGACUCUAAAACUGAAAUAUCUGAGAAAAACUCGAGCUUUAGACAUCAUAAUUAUGAAGAAAUGACCUGGCUUUUGAAGGAGUAUUCCAGAAAAUACAGCAAAAUAGCUCGAUUGUAUGACAUCGGUACCUCGGUGCAGAACCGCAAAUUGUGGGUCAUGGAAAUCUCCAAUAACCCGGGGAAACACGAGCCUGGGGAACCAGAAUUUAAAUACGUCGCUAACAUGCACGGAGAUGAAGCCAUAGGAAGAGAGAUGCUUCUUCAUUUGAUUAGGUAUCUUUGCAAAAACUACGGGGUCAACGAAAGAGUCACUAGCAUCGUAGACACGACUAGAAUCCACAUCAUGCCGAGUAUGAAUCCUGACGGAUACGAACUGGCUGCCACAUUGGCUGAUGACGAAGACAUUUGGAAAUCAAGCCGACCUAAUGCCAACGGUAUCGACUUGAAUCGUAAUUUUCCGGAUCAAUUUUUUCCGAGCACCAACGGACCGCCCCAACCGGAAACCCGCGCAGUCAUGAAGUGGAUCAGUUCUAUUCCUUUUGUGCUGUCAGCCAGUUUGCACAGCGGAGCUCUCGUGGCAAAUUACCCGUAUGACGAUAAUCCCUCGGGACAGAGCGUGUACAGCGCCACGCCCGAUGAUGACGUAUUUAGACAGAUUGCGCGUGCGUACUCAGAGGCACAUCCCACAAUGCAUUUAGCAAACGCACCUUGGAAAUGCAAAGAGAUUCCGCGGGAGCAUUUUAUAGACGGGAUAACGAAUGGUGCCAAGUGGUUCAGUGUAUCGGGAGGAAUGCAAGAUUACAAUUAUGUGCAUUCCAAUUGUUUUGAUAUAACGCUUGAACUCGGUUGUCAGAAGUUUCCUAAUGCAAGUGAACUACCAGAAUACUGGCAGGAGAACAAAGAGGCUCUCCUUAGUUAUAUAGAGCAGGUCCAUUCUGGUGUGCACGGCUUUGUUAAAGAUCAAGAUGGUAAACCUGUGGACGAAGCUAGAAUAGCUGUCUCAAAUCGCCGCCAUGACGUGUUCUCUGCAAAUGACGGCGACUUUUGGAGAUUACUAGUCCCAGGCUCUUAUGACAUCACAGUUUCAGCCAAAGGAUUUGAACAGGAAACCAAAUCAUGUACAGUAUUACCUGAUAAACCCGCCACACUCAACUUCACUCUGACCAGGAUGAGAAUGAGAGAACCCAGGCAUCAAUUACAACAAGACUCCUGGCCUCGAGACCGAGUUUCACACGGUGGGGAAUUCAGGCAUACACAGGAAGAUGGUGUGAGCCAGAGCGGGGGCUUGCGCAGGGGGCUUGAUGACGAGCGUGCCGAUGACUUUGAUGGCAUGCGCAGUUUUGGACGAAGUGCACGAAUCUUCCCUCGCCCUAAAUGAAGUUGGAUUCUUACAAAACCGCAUAACUUUUUGUUAAAAAGGAAUUUCUUUUAAAAAUUUUAUACCCAACAUUGUUCUUACAUUUUACAUAGCGACAUGAAAAACUUAAUGUAUCAUACUUCGAAUCCUUCUGAAGCACAGUUUUCUUCGUAAAUGUGACAUUCCCUAUCGUGAUUUUUUGCCUUAGAGAUAAUUCAUCUUAUGUUAAUGGUUUUUAGCUAUAUCAGGGUGCGAUCCAUAAAGACGUGAUAAUUAUUCGAUUA